This is a messenger RNA of Nicotiana tabacum (common tobacco), 2858 nucleotides long. The record is from RefSeq and is a predicted model, not a curated record. NCBI's taxonomy places the organism in Eukaryota, Viridiplantae, Streptophyta, Magnoliopsida, Solanales, Solanaceae.
GCUAAAGUUUGGUCGCUUUUUUUUCCGGAAUUCUAGUAGUGUUUCUUUUAAUUUUUUGUUUUAUCUAAAAAAUUUGUAGGCAUGAAUCAAAGUUUAUUGAAAAAAUUAUGCAACAAAUCCAACAAGAGGUUAACCAGAUACCUCUGGAUGUUGCUUGGCACCCAGUUGGAGUAGAUUCUCGUAUUAAAGAUAUAGAGUUGUUAUUGCAAAAUGAAUGUGAAGAUGGAGUUUGCAUGAUUGGUAUUCACGGAGUUGGUGGCAUAGGAAAAACAACUCUGGCAAAAGCUAUCUACAAUCGAAUGUUUCGACUCUUUGAUAGUAGUUGCUUCCUUUCAGAUGUUAGAUCAGAAGCUGAAGAAUUUGGUCUCAUCAAGCUACAAGAGAAACUUCUUCGACAAAUUCUCAAAACUGAGGACAUCAAAGUUGGCAGUGUUGCUCAAGGCAUCAAUCUAAUCAAAGCAAGACUCGGGUCAAAGAAGGUUCUAAUUGUUCUUGAUGAUGUGGACCAUAAGAGACAGUUAGAAGCCUUGACAAGAGAAAGAAGUUGGUUUGGUUCGGAUAGUUUAAUAAUCAUUACCACCCGAGAUGAGCGACUGCUAUGUCGGCUUGGAGAAAAAGAGAGAUAUGAGGCCAAACUAUUAAAUGGCAAUGAAGCUAUGUUACUUUUAUGUUGGCAUGCUUUUGACAGACAUUUUCCACCACAAGAUUAUGUUAAUUUGGCACACGACAUAAUUGAAUAUUCAGGUAGGCUACCAUUAGCUCUUGUGACAUUAGGGUCACAUUUACAAGGAAGUUCUAUAGAAGAAUGGGGAUAUGAAGUCGAAAAACUAAGAGCAAUUCCUCAUAGUGAUAUCCAAAAGAUUCUCAAGAUAAGCUUUGAUGGACUUGAUGAUGAAACACAGACUGUUUUUCUCGAUAUUGCAUGCGUAUUCCAUGGGUUUGAUGAGCGUGUAGUUACUGAAAUAUUAAAUGCAUGUGGCUUUCAUGCUAAAAGUGCAAUUGCAACUUUAGUCCAAAAACACUUGCUCCAAAGAUCUUGGAAUUUUUUGGAGAUGCAUCAUUUAGUGCGAGAUAUGGGAAGAGAAGUCGUUCGCAUGGAAUCAGCUCGAGAUCCUGGAAAACGGAGUAGAUUAUUCAUCCCGCAAGAAGUCUAUGAUGUUCUACAAGGAAAUAAAGGUUCCGAAAAUGUAGAAGUACUGAAGGUAGAUCAAGGGACAUUAAACGGAGUGAACUUGAGCACCAAAGCAUUUGAGAAAAUGAAAACCCUUAGGGUUCUUAUAAUGGAUGAUUUACAUAUUAGUGGAGAUUUUGAGUUGUUGUCCAAGGAGCUCAGAUGGUUAUCUUGGAAAAGAUGUCCUUUAAAAUAUAUACCAUCAAAUUUUCCAGCUGAGAAUCUUGUAGUUCUAGAUAUGCGGGAGAGUAAUAUCCAAGAAUUUCGAUUGAAUUUGAAGUGUUGUAGAAGUUUGAAGAAGCUGAAUCUCUCUCAUUGCGAGCAACUCAGAAGCACUCCAAACUUCACUGGUUCACGGAGUCUUGAGAUUUUAUGGCUUAGUGGUUGCUCAAGUCUGACGGAGAUCCAUCCAUCAAUAGGAAAUUUGUCCAGACUAAUUGAACUAUAUAUGUCUGGUUGCAAAAAACUUAGGGAUCUUCCAAGCAACAUAUGCCAUCUAAUAUCCCUUGAUUACUUGAACAUUAGUCGCUGCUCAUCAAUAAAAACACUAUCAGAUAACCUUGGAGAUAUGAAAAGUCUAAGAUAUCUUGAUGCAUAUGGCACGAGUAUAAAACAAUUGCCUAGAUCUGUUGAAAUGCUAAGAAAUCUUGAAAGGUUGGUAGUGGGAGGUCAAAAGUUAAAGGCUAAAAGGAGUAUUUCUGGAGGAGUCUAUCGGUUACAAUAUUCCUUACCAGCCUUUAUAUCCUACUUGAGCCUUACAUAUUGUAAUUUGUCCGAGGCUGAUAUUCCUAGGGAUAUUGAGAGCUUAACCUCCUUACAGAUUUUAGAUUUGACCGGCAACAGUUUCCAUUGUCUGCCCAUUGAUUUUUCUAAGUUACAAUUAUUGAAGGAGUUGUGUUUGGAGGACUGUGAGAAUCUUCAAACACUCCCGUCAGUAUCAAAUUUAGAGAAUCUUGCAGCUAUUGGACUUAAGAAUUGCCAAAAAUUGGUCAAGAUUACAGAGUUGGACAACCUCCCUUCUAUAAGGUGGAUCGACAUGAUAAAUUGUAGUUCUCUCCAGAAUCCAUUCAAUGAAGGCUUCUUUAGUGCACCUGCUCUAUUUGCACUUAGUGAACACGCCCGAUAUGUGAACGAUAAUAUUAGCAUUUAUCUGGAAUGCAAAGAGAUUCCAGAAUGGUGCAGGAAUCAAGUAACAGCUUCAUCUAUGUGUUUGACUAUGCCGGCACAUAAUAAUGAUGAGUAUAACUUCUUAGGAAUGGUUCUCUGGUUUGUUUUCGAUGUACCCUGCAAUGAUGAUCCAAGCUUCUGGAUUGGUAUUGGCCAUAAAUUGACUCCAAUUGUUAUGUGGGCACUUGAAGAACACAAAGAACUGACAUUUGCAUAUUACAUAUCUUACUUAGAUGAACCUUUUGAUGGCCAGAUGAUGAAAGGCGGGGAAAAGAUAGAAGUGUGGUCUGAGGACUUUACAAUAAAGAAGAUAGGGAUCCAUCUGUUAUAUUUAGACCAACAUGGUAAUGUUAUAUCUUUGUCGGGAGACGUGGAUCAUUCUUAUUCCUUGUAAAAGAGCAAAGUUCUGAGUCAAGAUAAUUUUCCUGUAGAGCUAAUCAAAUUGUAUUUUAUAUUACCCUAUAAAUAUGUAGUUGAUUACAUAAUUUCUAAUUGAUAUUGAUCUUUUUUCAAAUAUUUG